AUAUAUAAAGCCUCUCAAUAGUUGACCAUGCGACGUAUUGAUUAACUACCGACUGAAAUGUACAGUGCGAACAAUACGUGCGGGGGACGCAGUCUCCACUUUUGGAAAAAUCAAGUAAACAUGUCAAAUGAGGUUGAAACCUUCAUUCAGCAAGAUGACUUGUUUAAAGAACGCAUGGGAUGUAUAUAUGAAGGCGGUCUCAGAUAUGCCUGGGCGAUGGAGUACGAUAACAAGAAUGCAGAGGCACUCUAUAAGGUGAAGGUGGAACCAGAAAAUGCCCAGGACGUCAUCGUGGUUGGGGCGGGUAUUUCCGGGCUGGUCAUUGCUUACGAGUUGGCGCAAAUUGGACACAAUGUGACCAUCCUUGAGCUGCAGAAUCGCGUUGGAGGCAGAAUCAAGACAUUCUACCAUGGUUUCGCGGAUGGACAGCAUGCCGAUGAUUUUUAUGCAAGAAACGAGUACUACAGUGACAAGUAUUGGAAGGGAUGGGAUGAGACGCUUCUGAAGGGAAGCUCAGAUGUGAAAGGAAAACUAAAAAUCAAUGGAAUACAUGACUACUUUGAUCAAACUAUUAAACCCGUAAUGAUCGAGCUUGGACAAUACCCAACGGAAGAGGACUGGACAAGGUGGGUAGAGAAAUGGAGCAAAUUUUCCACUGAGGACUUCCUCCGAAGCGAGACCUACUCACGUCCCGAUAAGCUGAAACUUCAGCCAUGGCCAGAGAUAGCAAUUGAUGGUCACAAGGUGUCUUCAUACUCCCCAAACAUAAGCGGAUCUUUGGUGGAAACAUUGCGAGGUAUCUUAGGCGGUUGGUGGCGAGAUGAAUUGAAGACCCCAAGUGACGGUAUGUCUGCACUACCAAAUGCCUUUCUUGAUAAAAAUGAUCAUGGAUGGAACCUAGAUGUUGAGCUACGCAACAAUAUCGUGUAUGGAUUCAAGGUACAAAGCAUCACAAAUGAUUCCAAGCUGAAAGUAAGCGGAGCAAACGUUAUUACAGGACAGGCUGCAAACUACCCAUGUGAUGCAGUCUUCGUCACAGUCCCGCUGAAUAUUCUUCGUCAGAUUGAUAUUCCGUUUCUUUGCAAGGAAAAGCAACAAGCAAUAGCAGGUGUUACGUAUGGCACAGCAACGAAGAUCAUGCUGCAAUGCAAGGAAAGAUUCUGGCAAAAGGAUGUCGGUAAAGGAGGUUUCAGCAAGACAUCUGAUAUCAUCGGUCAACUCCAUUAUCCUGAUGACGACGACUCCGACAUUCCCGAUUAUGCGCGAGGUAUAUUGAUGGUGUACUCGUGGGCUCAGGACGCCCUUGCUUUGGGCUCACAAAGUCACGAAGAAGCCAUUGCAACUGCCGUGUGCGAAAUCAGCAAAAUCCACCCAGAGAUGAAAGAUUGGUUUGAAGUUGGAAAGGUCCAGGCCUGGUAUAGUGAUCCCGCAGCACAAGGUGGCAAUGCGUCGCUGAAACCGUACGAAUACCUUUAUCAUCUGCAAUCCCUAUGGAAGUCUGAACACCCGCUGUAUCUAGCUGGGGAGGCGAUAUCAUGGAGCAACGCUUGGAUUCAGGGCGCACUAUUUUCCGGUUUGUCGCAGGCAUUCGCGUUCCAGUGUCGCAUGGAAGGCGUCAAGGAGUGUCAGCCCUGGAAAUGCUGAAAUGUUUGAUUUCCUCUAGUGCUGACGAAAAUUGAAAUAUUUUAUGCCAAAAACAAAUCAAACGUGAAUUAAACAUUUUUAGCUCAUCUAUUUUUUGAAAAAAAAUUAUGAGCUAUUGUCAUCACCUUGGCGUCGGCGUCGGCGUUGGCGUUGGCGUUGGCGUUGGCGUCGGCGUCCGGUUAAGUUUUGCGUUUAGGUCCACUUUUCUCAGAAAGUAUCAAUGCUAUUGCAUUCAAACUUGGUACACUUACUUACUAUCAUGAGGGGACUAGGCAGGCAAAGUUAGAUAACUCUGGCGUGCAUUUUGACAGAAUUAUGUGCCCUUUUUAUACUUAAAAAAUUGCAAAUUUUGGUUAAGUUUUGCGUUUAGUUCCACUUUUCUCAGUAAGUAUCAAUGCUAUUGCAUUCAAACUUGGUACACUUACUUACUAUCAUGAGGGGACUGGGCAGGCAAAGUUAGAUAACUCUGGCAUGCAUUUUGACAGAAUUAUGUGCCCUUUUUAUACUUAGAAAAUUGACAAUUUUGGUUAAGUUUUGUGUUUAGGUCCAUUUUAUUCCUUAAGCAUCAAAGCUAUUGCUUUCAUACUUGCAACACUUACUAACUAUCAUAAGGGGACUGUGCAGGCAAAGUAAUGUAACUCUGACUGGCAUUUUGACAGAAUUAUGUGCCCUUUUUAUACUUAGAAAAUUGAAAAUUUGAUUAAGUUUUGUGUUUAGGUCCACUUUAUUCCUACAGUAUCAAAGCUAUUGCUUUCAUACUUGCAAGAUUUAUGAACUAUCAUAAGGGGACGGUGCAGGCAAAGUUAUGUAACUCUGACUGGCAUUUGGACGGAAUUAUGGGCCCUUUAUACUUAGAAAAUUGAAAAUUUGGUUAAGAUUUAUGUUUUGGUCACUUUACCCCUAAAGUAUCAUAGAUAUUGCUUUCAUACUUGGAACACUCACAAACUAUCAUAAGGGUACAGUAAAAGGACAAGUUGCAUAACUCUGGUUGUCAUUGUUACGGAAUUAUGGCCCUUUUUUGACUUAGUAACUUUUAAUAUAUGGUUAAAUUUUGUGUUUCGAUCCACUCGAAGUAUCAAGGCUAUUGCUUUCAAACUUCAAAUACUUACAUGCUAUCAUGAGGUUACUGUACCUGGCAACUUGAAUUUUACUUUGACCUUUGAAUGACCUUGACUCUCAAGGUCAAAUUAUUAAAUUUUGCUAAAAUUGCCAUAACUUCUUUAUUUAUGAUUAGAUUUGAUUGAUACUUUGAUGAAACUACUCUUACCUGACAUACCACAAUAGACUUCACCCAAACCAUCC
Messenger RNA from Dreissena polymorpha, 2946 nucleotides. RefSeq names its product flavin-dependent L-tryptophan oxidase RebO-like. Gene Ontology annotation, molecular function: polyamine oxidase activity; L-amino-acid oxidase activity. Gene Ontology annotation, biological process: amino acid catabolic process. The record is from RefSeq and is a predicted model, not a curated record. The coding region runs from base 58 to 1644 and encodes 528 amino acids. NCBI's taxonomy places the organism in Eukaryota, Metazoa, Mollusca, Bivalvia, Myida, Dreissenidae. The transcript is spliced from 6 exons.